Molecule: messenger RNA, 2225 nt
Organism: Plectropomus leopardus (leopard coralgrouper)
Lineage: Eukaryota; Metazoa; Chordata; Actinopteri; Perciformes; Serranidae
Gene: lurap1
Product: leucine rich adaptor protein 1
Biological process (GO): positive regulation of cytokine production; positive regulation of canonical NF-kappaB signal transduction
Source: RefSeq, a predicted model, not a curated record
AUGCAGGUGGAAUCUGCGCAAUGUAGCUCAGCGUAGGGAUCUCCAACAAGACACAUAACCGGCCUGCAGCGCUCACACACCGGACACUGGAGCCCGGAGAUCACGCUGGAUCUACUGCUGUGGAGGAGCCACCGGGAUAUACAGAACAUCUGUUUGUUUCUGCUUUCACUUGAUGAUCAUCAGUUUGUUUAGAUAUACAUCAGUUUGGCACCGGAUGACAAUACAGCCAAAUUAAGAAUUUCUCAAAGCAUUAUUCUGCUGAAAUAACCACACGCUGUUGUGUUGAUGCUGUCAGGUUGGUUUUCUCUCCUGGCGCAGUCUAACUCAGCUGGAGUCGCAUAGGAUGCACUACAAUCCUAUAGGAAGUGACUCGCAGCUUGACAGGCAACAAUUUCCAAGAAACGAAAAGGACGUAAUCUUGAGGAUCUUUUCGGUUUAAACACGUGAAAACGAUGGAGGAAAGCACUGCCAGCGAGACCAUCCCAGAUCUGAAAGACAUAGAGGUGAAAAUCGGCCGGAAGACCCCCGAGGGUUUACUCAGGUGGAUGCGGGAAGAGGCGUCCGCUCUCCGGGGAGAAGCUAAGCUGGUCACCGCGCACGACACCAGCAUGGAGACAGGGAAGAAGAGUUUGGAUGAAAAGAUCAGGAAAUUGAAGAUGGAGAUGGCUCACCUGCGCUCAGUGGAUGUAAAGAUCUUGCAGCAGCUGCUGGCGGUCCAUGAAGGUAUCGAGGCAGUGAAAUGGCUGCUGGAGGAACGCAGCACGCUGACGAGCCGCUGCAGCAGCCUAACCAGCAGCCAGUACAGCCUGGGCGAGGGCCCCGACACAUCCUGGAGAGGCUCCUGGAGCAGCCUGCAGGACCCCAACGACAAGCUGGACAACAUCUCCAUUGGCAGCUACCUGGACACCCUGGCAGAUGACAUGGACGAGUACUGCCCCUCCAGCUCAGAGUCAGUCAUCUGCUCCACUAUGCCGCUGGUAUCAGAUGCAGCUGCUGGGGGCAGGACAGGGGGAGGCCCCGGGGCCACAGUCACAGCAGCAGGGGUAGGUGUGAGGUCUGGUUUUGGGGCUGGAAAUGGGAUUCGGGCUGGGCCGAAUGAAAAUGGAACCGGGAUCGGAAAUGGGAUGGAGGUGAAAGGUGGACCAGGGACUGAGGUAACCAGUGCUAUGACUGGGACUGUGACUGGGAAACCAGCUGUUCCUGUCAGCUCUUCGCAAGCCACGUCUGAAAGCCCCAAACAAGACGCUCCCGUCUGGACCAAGGCUGCAGAGACGGGUAAAGGAAUCCCAGUUUCUAAGGACAAUACUAUUAAGGCUAAUGGCAUCCUGGAGAAACCAAUCACACAAACAGGCAGCCCAACGCACUCCAACCUCAAUGACAAACUGGGAACCAGCCAGAGCCCCAAAUUCAAACCUUAUAAAAAUGGAAAGAUUGACUUGGAUACUUGCAAAAUAAAUGGCAAAAUGCAUCUGGAGUACGAUGCGCACUGGCGGUGGGUGCAGUCACAAGAAGAUGUAACGUUUUUGUAAGAAGGAUAAUAGCAGAGAGGACUGAAGUCACUAUUGAACACGCCCUCUGUAACAUCAAAGACCAGAUCACUGAAGGAUUGAAGAUGAGUGAACUGCUGUUGAGAAAUGCACAUAGUGAGGCUUUCCUCAUUGAAAGGCACUGGGUUUGAAAGACAAAGAAUUAUUGUCCUGUUGCUCCCUCCUGUGACUGCACUAACUUUCUAUAAAAUAUUGAUGUCAGUAUUAAGGUGGAUACACAUUUCAGGAUUUUGAUCACAUUUAGCCAAACUGGGCUGCCUCACACAAACUUAAGAUCAAUUUUUUAAAAUCCUGUGUCAGUUUUUCUCAGGGUCUUUGCAUUCCCUGAUUUAUUUCCUUUUUUUUCUAAAGCACAGUGAGAUGAUCUGCCAGAGGGCUGAAAUAUAAUUUCAUUCGUUUUAUAUCAACCAAUGUAUAUUAGAAGAUUUGGAAUUCUAAUUUGACAUUUGACCAGAAUUAUUUAACCAUUAGCUACAAUUUCUCUACUUGAUCUAUAAUUACUAUAAUUUGAUUCAUCCUGUGGUGGACCUUUAAAUGUCCAGUGUGUAAAAUUUAGGGGGAUUUAGUGGCAUUGCAGAAAGCAUCCAGCUGAAAUUUCUCUUCAUUAAAAUUCCUUUGCUGUUUAUUUUUCAUACGGUUUGUACCAUGAGCUGAAUUAUCCACAGAGGUCUCUUCCUC